AUGAUCAAGACCCCGUGCCAGCUGCCGACGCUGCCCCAGGCCGGCGGCAUGCGCAAGUCGAACUCGACACGAAGCCUCGCGUCGCUGGCCGACGUCGACGCGCUGAUGUUUGCCCAGGACGAGCAAGAGCCGACGCACGUGCGGCGCAAGUCGCUCGACAAGCCGCCGCGCCACGCGAGCGUCCCCAUGUACGCGCAGAUUCUGCUGCAGCUGUGGCAGCGCGAACUGCAACGCAGCGACGUGGCCCUGACCAGCGACUUUUUCUACGACUUGAAGGGCACGGAAGAGCAGGGCGUGCGCCUCGUGGGCCGCAUGCAGGCGCUGGGGUUCAACCUCACGGUCGCGCAGUUCCUCGCGCUGCCGCGGUGCUCGAUCUACUCGGUGCUGCUCGUCGCGCUCUGA
This is a messenger RNA of Hyaloperonospora brassicae, 402 nucleotides long. NCBI's taxonomy places the organism in Eukaryota, Oomycota, Peronosporomycetes, Peronosporales, Peronosporaceae. The record is from the annotation of a GenBank genome assembly.